CGACACUUCUCCCCGCCUGUGCUUGCUGCGCAAUCUACAAACGACAUUGACCUUGUUGCACUGAUGCUCUCGCCUUUGCCUCCAGAAUAUCGCACCAAUCACAAGGUGACGAGUGGUUUUGUGUUAUAACAGUCUCAAUCAGGCUGGACCGCCACGUGGCGGUCAGUGUCUAGAUGUUUGCUGCCUGAUCGCCUGACCCCAGCCUGAUCUCAGCCGCACCACCCUGUCAACUAUCACAACUUGCCGAACAUGAACCCCGUUGUCGAAUCCUGUUAUGCCACCGUUCCGAUACCAUCAAGGAGCGUGCAAACUUACUAUUCCCCUCUCGACUGUACAACCGUGUAUCCUGCCUUCUGACGAGCCACAUGGGAUCCGUUCCCGCUCCCCACGACCGCCGCGGCUUUGAGAUUGCCGUGAUAUGCGCACUCCCCCUGGAAGCAGAAUGCGUACAAGAGGUAUUUGAUAAGUUCUGGGAAGAUGAAGGCAAGAGAUAUAGGAAAGCGGCGGGGGAUCCCAACGUGUACACCCCUGGGGUGAUAGGCGACCACAACGUGGUGCUUGCCUACAUGCCCGGGAUGGGAACCACCAGCGCCGCGGCCGUCGCAGGAGCCAUGCGAGUGAGCUUCUCCAACAUUAAACUCGCUCUGGUGGUUGGAAUCUGCGGAGGCAUGCCCUAUGAUGCCGAUGGAAACGAGAUUUUGCUCGGCGAUGUGAUCAUCAGCCAAGCUCUCGUACAAUAUGACUUUGGAAGGCAAUACCCGGAGGGAUUCAGGAGGAAGACCGGUGUGCAAGACACUCUUGGCCGACCCAGUCCAGAGAUCCGAGCCAUCCAGGCCAAACUGGGGACGAGUCGCUAUCGGCAAAGAAUGCAAAAGGAUAUCGCCACAUUCCUCGAGGAUUUGGAGAAGAAGCUGCCGAAGACGAAGGCUCCUGCUCGGGAGAAUGAUAUACUCUAUCACUCCUCCUACGUGCAUCAGCACCAUCCACCAGAAGGAUGCGAGUGUGGUGAAGAGGACCAAAUAUGUGUGACCGCUCUUCAGUCAAACUGCGAAGAUCUCGGCUGUGGGACUGUUAUGCGAGUUACACGCCAUCGCUUGGGCAAUACAAUGACGGAACCUAUUGUCCAUUUUGGUGUCACGGGUUCCGGGAAUACCGUGAUGAAAUCGGGACGGCAUCGCGAUCAAGUGGCCAAGGUCGACGGAAUCAUUGCGUUCGAGAUGGAAGGCGCUGGUGUUUGGGACUAUUUCCCGAGCAUCGUCAUUAAAGGAGUGUGUGACUACGCUGACAGUCACAAGAGGAAGGGCUGGCAAAGGUAUGCCGCGGCCACGGCAGCGUCAUGUAUGAAAGCUUUUUUGAUGGAGUGGGCUCCGCGGGAGAGAUCGUCUAGUCCAGUUAACGAGAUCAACGCCAAAACGUAUUUUGUCAUUCCAGUGCAGCGAGUGAAAGAUUUCAUCGGUCGUCAAGAGGAGCUUCGCCAAAUUCGAGCGUACUUUCACGAACGGAUCGAUAGACCUCGAGUCUUAGUGCUCCACGCAAUGGGAGGACAGGGCAAGAGCCAAAUUGCUCUUGAAUACUGUCAACAGCAGCGAAAACAAUAUCGUGGGAUCUUCUGGAUCAACAGCAGCUCUAAAUCUACCCUGACACAAGCUAUUGUCAGCAUUGGACGCGAAAUCAAUAUAGCAGCAACGGAAGCAUUGGGUGACGACGAUGCGAAGAUCGCUUUUGCUCUCCGUACACUCGAACAGUGGGACGAGCGUUGGCUCAUGGUGUUUGACAAUUAUGAUGAUCCGGCCACUUUCUCGGAUAUCGAGCAGUUUAUCCCUCGAGGUGCCCAAGGGGAUGUUCUCUUCACCAGUCGUCAUCGGGGUCUGGGAGAGUUAGGGCGUAUCAUCGAUAUCCCACCUAUGCCGGACAAGGCCGGUGUCGAGUUGCUUCUGCAUCGAUAUAUCGGCAUCAAUGUGAACCAAUACCUGUCUGAAGGCUCUACCAUCGUGAGACGGCUGGGGGGUCUAGCCUUGGCCAUCGACCAAGCAUCCGCCUAUAUGUCGUAUCAGCAGCUACCGGUCUCCCGGUUGCGUGAUUUCUUGGCGCGCUUUGAGGCGGAGCGGAAGAAGGUGCUUCAGUAUACGGCUGAACAUUUUUGGCGAUACAUGAAGAUUGACGAUGAGAACGGGCGGGGGAAAGCCAUCAAUGCAUUCACCACGUGGGAAAUGUCAUUCCAACAACUCCUCUCGGACUGGGAUCCGCCCCAGGCCGUGGAGCACUUUCUCACCCUUGCGGCGUUCCUGGGUCCUGCUCGAGUCAAUGAGUUUCUGUUUAAGUUCCACCGAGAGCUGGAGGACCCUACACCGGACUGGUGCGACAUUUUUACGCCUUCCUGUCGCUCAGACGAUGACAGCUCGUCCAGCGACACCGAGGAAGAAGUUGACCGCCAAGAGCAAGUAAUACGUGACCAGCCCGCGAAGUCUCACGACACGGCCCCAGAAGGUUUGAAGAAGAUGUGGGACGCUGAAAAAUUUUGGCGUCUCCUCCGGCAGGCGCACCAGAUGUCGCUCUUACAAGAUAUCUUACCAUCGACACCGUCCGAAGGGGCCAGCUUUGUGCUGCAUCCGCUGAUUCGCGACUGGCUGCAAUUACGAUUACGCUCGAAAGAGCGGCAGACGUAUACUCGCGAGGGUGUCGAUGUGGUUGUUAGUUCUAUUCGAACUUAUCAAAACCGGGUUAGCGAUGCCACGAUCAAGCGGUCGAUUCUUCUGCACAUGGAUGCCACUCUCUUGACAGUGAGAGACUUCCUUGAAGAUGGUACUCGACUGGGUCAGGAUAUUACGAGCUGUAAUAACGCGGAUUGGUUUGCUUCAUUCUAUCGAGACCAGGGACAUUUCGAUGCUAGUCUCAAUUUACAUCGUACAGUCAUUAUGACAAAAAUGAGGGUGCUAGGGAAGGAGCAUCUAGAUACGCUAACGAGCAUGAAUAACCUCGCCACCGUACUGAGCCAUCAGGGAAAGUACGAGGCGGCGGAGCAGAUGUAUCGAGAGGUGAUGGAAGUGAUGGAGAGGGUGCUAGGGAAGGAGCAUCUAUCGACGCUAACGAGCAUAAAUAACCUCGCCUUAGUACUAAGCCAUCAGGGAAAGUACGAGGUGGCAGAGCAGAUACAUCGAGAGGCGGUGGAAGUGAUGGAGAGGGUGCUAGGGAAGGAGUAUCCAGAUACGCUAACGAGCAUGAAUAACCUCGCUUUAGUACUAAGCUAUCAGGGAAAGUACGAGGUAGCAGAGCAGAUGUAUCGAGAGGUGAUGGAAGUGAUGGAGAGGGGAAAGUACGAGACGGCGGAGCAGAUAUGUCGAGAGGUGGUGGAAGUGAGGGAGAGGGUGCUAGGGAAGGAGCAUCCAGAUACGCUAAGGAGCAUAAAUAACCUCGCCGGGGUGCUAAGCUAUCAGGGAAAGUACAAGACGGCGGAGCCGAUAUAUCGAGAGGUGGUGGAAGUGAGAGAGAGGGUGCUAGGGAAGGAGCAUCCAUCGACGCUAACGAGCAUGAACAACCUCGCCGGGGUGCUAAGCCAUCAGGGAAAGUACGAGGUGGCAGAGCAGAUACAUCAAGAGGCGGUGGAAGUGACGGAGAGGGUACUAGGGAAGGAGCAUCCAUCGACGCUAACGAGUAUGAACGACCUCGCCGCGGUACUAAGGCAUCAGGGAAAGUAUAAGGCGGCGGAGCAGAUGUAUCGAGAGGUAGUGGAAGUGAGGGAGAGGGUACUAGGGAAGGAGCAUCCAGAUACCCUAACGAGCAUAGGUAACCUCGCCACCGUACUGAGCGAUCAGGGAAAGUACGAGACGGCGGAGCAGAUAUAUCGAGAGGUGAUGGAAGUGAGGGAGAGGGUACUGGGGAAGGAACAUCCAUCGACGCUAACGAGUAUGAAUAACCUCGCCACCGUGCUGAGCGAUCAGGGAAAGUACGAGGUGGCGGAGCAGAUACAUCGAGAGGUGGUGGAAGUGAGGGAGAGGGUGCUAGGGAAGGAGCAUCUAUCGACGCUAACGAGCAUGAACGACCUCGCCGGGGUGCUGAGCGAUCAGGGAAAGUACGAGGCGGCGGAGUAAGUUCAAGUCGUGAUUGUCGUGGGGAUAUUAGGAGUCUUCGGGUUCGACCAUCCUCACAGUAAAAUUGGUAUCAACAUCAUGCUCGCAAUAUGGAAACACCAAGACAUGGAUGAACGUACAAUGGAAAACGCGCUUCUUGCACUCCUUCAUGAGGCGGUAAGGGGAACCAGUCCACUGCACCAGGAGCCUCGAGAGACAACAGAGGACAGCGCAGCGGAUCUUGGGGCGGUAUAUCACCGAGGACACGCAGAGGGUGAAUGUUUAUAUUGCAG
Messenger RNA from Cladophialophora immunda, 4360 nucleotides. RefSeq lists its product as uncharacterized. The transcript is spliced from 4 exons. NCBI's taxonomy places the organism in Eukaryota, Fungi, Ascomycota, Eurotiomycetes, Chaetothyriales, Herpotrichiellaceae. The record is from RefSeq and is a predicted model, not a curated record. Gene Ontology annotation, molecular function: ADP binding; catalytic activity; protein binding. Gene Ontology annotation, biological process: nucleoside metabolic process. Gene Ontology annotation, cellular component: kinesin complex. Bases 366 to 4088 code for a protein of 1240 amino acids.